Molecule: messenger RNA, 581 nt
Organism: Magallana angulata
Lineage: Eukaryota; Metazoa; Mollusca; Bivalvia; Ostreida; Ostreidae
Product: 60S ribosomal protein L24-like
Exons: 5
Coding region: 74-544 (156 amino acids)
Biological process (GO): cytoplasmic translation
Cellular component (GO): cytosolic large ribosomal subunit
Molecular function (GO): structural constituent of ribosome; mRNA binding
Source: RefSeq, a predicted model, not a curated record
UCGCUACAUACGUAAGAAUCGAGCGAGGUAUCCCGAAAGCCUACUUUCGGUCUUUCAACUUCCGGUCUCAAACAUGAAGAUCGAACUGUGCUCUUACAGUGGGUAUAAAAUAUAUCCAGGACACGGAAAACGUAUCGUAAAAGUUGACGGAAGGGUUUUCCAGUUCCUCAAUGGAAAAUGCGAGGCUUCACACAAAAUGAAGAGGAAUCCACGCGAGAUUAAUUGGACAGUGCUAUACAGAAGAAAGCACAAGAAAGGCAAUCUUGAAGAGAUUGCUAAAAAGAGAACUCGCAGGACUACCAAGUUUACACGUGCUGUCACUGGGCUUUCUCUUGCUGAAAUUCAGGCAAAGCGAAACCAGAAACCAGAAGUGAGGAAGGCACAGAGAGAACAGGCCAUCAGAGCUGCAAAAGAGAAACAGAAAGCUAAAGAUGCUCUAAAGAAACAACAAAAGACUCAGGCCAGCAGAACUUCUCAACCCAAGGUUAAACCAACAAUGAAAGGCGGAGCAGCAACCAAGCCUAGAGUGGGAGGAAAACGUUGAUUCUGGAAAAGGAAAAAAUAAAAAAUACACUACUGGA